CACCCAACAGCAGCGGCAGCAAAUCUCGUCGCAUGUAAACAUUGACCAGCUUGUCGGCCAACAAAAUUCUGAAUUCAGUUGAAGCUCGACUUUCAAGAGCAUCACAAGCAUUUUCGAACGUCUUAUCGGUAGAGUCAAUGCCAACAAUCGUAAAAAAACAAUUUUGAAAUACUGAAUAUUCAGUUUUGAAAUAUUAACCGUGGUGGCGAGAGAAAGAGAGAGUGAGAGACCGUGUGAUAGUAAUUUCGAUAAUUACUCUGGGCAAUUGCAAUUAAAACAAAAAAAUAAAUAUAAAUAUUAAUAAUCAUAAAAUAAAAGCAACAAAUAAUAAGUGAAGAGGAGUCAAUAAUAUUUCAAAAAAAUAUUGAAACCAGUAAGCUGGUUAAUAAAUAAAAUAAAAAAUUGAGAAAAGUGAUUAUUAAAACGUUUUGAAAGUAAACAAUUUACCCCCUCAAUUAUCAUGGAAUUUAAAAUCAUUUUUAUUUCGUUGGUGUUAUCAAUAUUGUGGCAGGCGUAUGGAAAAGCUGCGGAAAUACCCGAUGAUGGGAAAUUACGUGUCUGCAUUGUGGAAUCGCUAGGUGCCUAUCGCAAAACUCCCAAAUUCUGUCCCAUUCUAGAGGCUCAAACGAACAUGGAAUGUGUGGUGGGUGUGGAUCGUUUGGAUUGUGUACGAAGGAUACACAAGGGUACAGCCCAUUUCGGAGUGCUGACUUCUGAAGAUUUGGUGGCUGCCCGAUGGGCAAGUGUGGAAAUUUUGGUAACAAGUGAGCUACGCUCGCAUAGCUCUCCCUUCGAGUAUGAAGUUGUAGCCGUGGUGGACAAUGAGGCCGAGAUUCAUAGCAUACAUGAUUUGCGUGGCUCGAAGUUGUGUCAUCCUGGCUAUGCUUUGGGUAACCACUGGACCGAGGUGUUGGCAAAUUAUUUCGAAUCGACCAUGGUCACCAAGUCGUGUGAUCCGGAUAUCUCCAUUACCGAAGAUCGCAUAAGGUCAGCGGCCCAUUUCUUUGGCCCCAGCUGUAAGGCAGGCCCAUGGGUGCCCGAUCCCAAACAAGAUCGCCAGCUAAAGAGCCGUUAUCCUUCGCUGUGUCAAAUGUGUUACGAUUCGUAUCGUUGUGAUGUGGGCGAUAAGCACUGGGGUAGGCGUGGAGCCCUCUAUUGUUUGACCAGUGGUGGCGGUAAUGUGGCCUGGGCUAGGCUGGAUGAUGUGCGCAGUCAUUUUGGGCUCACCGGCCUGCCCAAACAGGCUGAACCCUCGGAAUAUAGCUUUCUGUGUGCCGAAGGCCAUUUGCAGCCCAUCAACUCCACCAAACCCUGUGUCUGGGUUGCCAAACCCUGGCCGGUGAUUGCGGCCCGCCGCAGCCAUGCCGCCCAGGUACAAAAUCUUGUGACGGGCCUAAACCACGACACUCCGAAUAGCUGGCAAAAUGCCUUGCUCAGCCUAUUGGAGAACUUCCAUGUGGAUAUUGUCCCCCUGGAUAAUGUCAUACCCAUUGAUGAUUAUUUGGACCAAGCUCCUGCCUUUCAAAGUGCCUACAGCUUCCCUGAAUGUAAUCCACCGCGCUCCAUUGUCUUUUGUACCACCUCGAUUAUACAGCACAUCAAGUGUUCCUGGAUGCAGGAGGCCUCCCAGGUCUAUGGUGUACAACCGAAUAUCCAGUGCGUAAGAUCCACCAAUUUAGACUCUUGCAUGGAUGACAUAAAAUUCCGGGCAGCCGAUGUGGUAUUGGUGGACCAUGAACAUCGUGUACAGGCCCAAAGGGACUAUAAUUUGAAACCGGUGCUCUUUGAGUUCUCUCAGGAUAUGCAUGAGCGUUAUGUUACCAUUGCCGUGGUCCACAAGGAUGCGAAGUUUGAAACAUUUGCCGAUUUGAAAGGGGCCAAGGCUUGUCUACCCUCCUUUGAGGGCCCAGCCUAUUUAUCUGUCCUUGAGGCCCUGCACAAUAGGACCCACACACCCAUGUCCAUGCACAAGUUCUUCCAUCGUGAGUCAUGUCUCUGGGAACCUCAUUCCUCACACAAAUGCCCCCAGCAGUAUCAGGGCGAUGAAGGAGCCCUACGAUGCCUGGCCGAAAAGGGAGAUGUGGCCUUCCUCAGUUCGGAUAUUUACAAGAAAUACACAGUUGGUAAUCUUACCUCGGCAUGGCUGCCGCAGACCCAACACAAAUCCUUUAAGGUCCUUUGUCCCUAUGGUGGCAAUGCCAGAGGAUCCAAAUUUGAGUACUGCUAUCUGCACUGGACCACGCGGGGUCACAUUAUGACCCAUGACAGUUCACCCACCCGCAUUAAUGAAAUCCACAAUUCCCUGAGAGACAUUGAUGCACUCUUUGGCAAGGCCUACAAAUCUGAUACCCGGCCAUUUACCAUGUACGGCAUUUUUGAUAAGAAAAACGAUGUGAUUUUCCGUGACCAAACUGAUGGCUUGAAGGGUAUCUAUGAUCUGAAGCGGGAUCACAAUGACCGGCUGAUGGAGGAGAUUUUCCAAAAUUAUAUACAAGAGAAAUAUGUGAAUACCUUGGAAAGUGCGGCGUCAAGUGUAUCAGGCUUUAGCCUACUGGUCCUUGUGGCCAUAAGUUUAAUGGCCAUUUGGAAUAUGAGAUAAUUUUUGUUUUUGGAGAUCCAAUAACUUAAAAUAAUUUUUUACUUUUUUUUAACAAAAAUAGUCAUUAGUCAUGCCUUUGUAUUUCUUUAAAUUAUUGUGAUAUUAUUGUUUAAGUUUAAGAAUAAAAAAAAUUAAUGAUUUUUCAUUUUCGGAA
Molecule: messenger RNA, 2753 nt
Organism: Musca domestica (house fly)
Lineage: Eukaryota; Metazoa; Arthropoda; Insecta; Diptera; Muscidae
Product: transferrin
Exons: 4
Coding region: 461-2599 (712 amino acids)
Biological process (GO): iron ion transport
Cellular component (GO): early endosome; plasma membrane; recycling endosome
Source: RefSeq, a predicted model, not a curated record